AUGCAAACCUUCUGGCUCAUUCCCAACCUGGUGACUUCUGUCGUUUCCACCGCAGGGGGUAUCAUCGCACUGAUCAACCCCUCGUCCCUGUCAGGCUCGAAAAAGGUGACGGAUGGGGAGCUCUACUACCAGCGCAUGUACACGGCUCGCGCUAUACCCCUGGGAAUACUUUCGGGAAUCCUCCCUUUCUACUUCCAGGGGCCCAUGACAUCCUCGGUUCUUCUCGCGGCAGCAGCAGUUCAAGCUUUCGACGUGGCUAUCGGAGCUGGCAAGGGAGACCAAGGGAUGGUUGUUGGGGCUUCCGUGGCGACUAUUCUUCAUAUGACCUGCUUCUUUUCGCUCAAAUGA
Molecule: messenger RNA, 348 nt
Organism: Penicillium argentinense
Lineage: Eukaryota; Fungi; Ascomycota; Eurotiomycetes; Eurotiales; Aspergillaceae
Exons: 1
Coding region: 1-348 (115 amino acids)
Source: RefSeq, a predicted model, not a curated record